Messenger RNA from Cercocebus atys (sooty mangabey), 2217 nucleotides. RefSeq names its product 5-aminoimidazole-4-carboxamide ribonucleotide formyltransferase/IMP cyclohydrolase (gene ATIC). Gene Ontology annotation, biological process: 'de novo' IMP biosynthetic process. The transcript is spliced from 16 exons. Gene Ontology annotation, cellular component: cytosol. The record is from RefSeq and is a predicted model, not a curated record. Bases 319 to 2103 code for a protein of 594 amino acids. Gene Ontology annotation, molecular function: IMP cyclohydrolase activity; phosphoribosylaminoimidazolecarboxamide formyltransferase activity. Lineage: Eukaryota; Metazoa; Chordata; Mammalia; Primates; Cercopithecidae.
GGGGCGUGGGUAGAUCGCGGCUCCCAAGCCUGGACUUUGGGCUCGCAGGCAGGAUCCCUUCCAGGCCAAGCACCGCGCACAGGCGCGCCAGGCAGAGCCCCGCCCCACCCGGCCGUUCCCUUCCGCCCCGGGGCGCGGAUCUGGCGUUUGAAACUGAGCAGAGCAGAGCGCGGAACCUGGCCGGCGGGCCACGUGACAAGCCCGGAGACAGCUCCGCCCACCCGCUUCCUGAGCCGCACCUCCAGUCCUCCCUCCUCCCUUCGCACGUGGUGCCGCUGCUGUGGCCUCCAGCUCGCCCCGAACCCAGUUCCUGCAGCCAUGGCUCCUGGCCAGCUCGCCUUAUUUAGUGUCUCUGACAAAACCGGCCUUGUGGAAUUUGCAAGAAACCUGACCUCUCUUGGUUUGAAUCUGGUCGCUUCCGGAGGGACUGCAAAAGCUCUCAGGGAUGCUGGUCUGGCAGUCAGAGAUGUCUCCGAGUUGACGGGAUUUCCCGAAAUGUUGGGGGGACGUGUGAAAACUUUGCAUCCUGCAGUCCAUGCUGGAAUCCUGGCUCGUAAUAUCCCAGAAGAUAAUGCUGACAUGACCAGACUUGAUUUCAAUCUUAUAAGAGUUGUUGCCUGCAAUCUCUAUCCCUUUGUGAAGACAGUGGCUUCUCCAGGUGUAACUGUUGAGGAGGCUGUGGAGCAAAUUGACAUUGGUAAGUCAGAAAAACCAUUUCUGCAGCCCAAAACCAUGCCUCGAGUGACAGUGUGUGUGAACCAGAGGGACUAUGUGGCCAGUGGUCCACGAGAUGCAGAGCUCGAGAGUAAGGGCCACCCUCCCUUGGAGACUAGACGCCAGUAUUACGCUUUGAAGGCAUUCACUCAUACGGCACAAUAUGAUGAAGCAAUUUCAGAUUAUUUCAGGAGACAGUAUAGCAAAGGCAUAUCUCAGAUGCCCUUGCGCUAUGGAAUGAACCCUCAUCAGACCCCUGCCCAGCUGUACACACUGAAGCCCAAGCUUCCCAUCACAGUUCUAAAUGGAGCCCCUGGAUUUAUAAACUUGUGCGAUGCUUUGAACGCCUGGCAACUGGUGAAGGAACUCAAGGAGGCGUUAGGUAUUCCAGCCGCUGCCUCUUUCAAACAUGUCAGUCCAGCAGGUGCUGCUGUUGGAAUUCCACUCAGUGAAGAUGAGGCCAAAGUCUGCAUGGUCUAUGAUCUCUAUAAAACCCUCACACCCAUUUCAACAGCAUAUGCAAGAGCAAGAGGGGCUGAUAGGAUGUCCUCAUUUGGUGAUUUUGUUGCAUUGUCCGAUGUUUGUGAUGUACCAACUGCAAAAAUUAUUUCCAGAGAAGUAUCUGAUGGUAUAAUUGCCCCAGGAUAUGAAGAAGAAGCUUUGACAAUACUUUCCAAAAAGAAAAAUGGAAAUUACUGUGUCCUUCAGAUGGACCAGUCUUACAAACCAGAUGAAAAUGAAGUUCGAACUCUCUUCGGUCUUCAUUUAAGCCAGAAGAGAAAUAAUGGUGUCGUCGACAAGUCAUUAUUUAGCAAUGUUGUUACCAAGAAUAAAGAUUUGCCAGAGUCAGCCGUCCGAGACCUCAUCGUAGCCACCAUUGCUGUCAAGUACACUCAGUCUAACUCCGUGUGCUACGCCAAGAAUGGGCAGGUUAUCGGCAUUGGAGCAGGACAGCAGUCUCGUAUACACUGCACUCGACUUGCAGGAGAUAAGGCAAACUAUUGGUGGCUUAGACACCAUCCACAAGUGCUUUUGAUGAAGUUUAAAACAGGAGUGAAGAGAGCAGAAAUCUCCAAUGCCAUCGAUCAAUAUGUGACUGGAACCAUUGGCGAGGAUGAAGAUUUGAUCAAGUGGAAGGCAUUGUUUGAGGAAGUCCCUGAGUUACUCACUGAGGCAGAGAAGAAGGAAUGGGUUGAGAAACUGACUGAAGUUUCUAUCAGCUCUGAUGCCUUCUUCCCUUUCAGAGAUAAUGUAGACAGAGCUAAAAGGAGUGGUGUGGCGUACAUUGCGGCUCCUGCCGGUUCUGCUGCUGACAAAGUUGUGAUUGAAGCCUGCGACGAACUGGGUAUCAUCCUCGCUCAUACGAACCUUCGGCUCUUCCACCACUGAUUUUACCACACGCUGCUUUUUGGCUUGCUUAUGUGUAGGUGAACAGUCACGCCUGAAACUUUAUGAGAAUAACUUUUUAAAAAAAUAAAACAGCACCUCUUAAUCACUGGAUCC